This is a messenger RNA of Colletotrichum siamense, 1146 nucleotides long. Its product is annotated as Glucose-induced degradation protein 4-like protein. The transcript is spliced from 4 exons. NCBI's taxonomy places the organism in Eukaryota, Fungi, Ascomycota, Sordariomycetes, Glomerellales, Glomerellaceae. The record is from RefSeq and is a predicted model, not a curated record. Gene Ontology annotation, biological process: proteasome-mediated ubiquitin-dependent protein catabolic process; negative regulation of gluconeogenesis; protein catabolic process in the vacuole. Bases 1 to 1146 code for a protein of 381 amino acids. Gene Ontology annotation, cellular component: extrinsic component of membrane; GID complex.
AUGCCGACUCCCUCAUCCAACCCUCCUCCCGACCCCCACUCUCCUCGAUCGCACAGUUUCUCGACAUGUCCUGAAGACAGCAACUCAAGAUCUCCCCAACGCAGCUGGCGUCCACCCACCGGCCCAGAUGCCAACGACGGCCCGGCAGCGAUGGAUCCCCAUCACGACCGCGACCGCAUGGACGAGGACGCCUCUCCCGCUCCCGUCAGCGCCCCAAUGUCUCCCACCGAGGGCAUAAGUACCGAGGUCAUUCUCGACGACGAGCCCACAUCCGCCGUCUCUUCCUCUAGAUCAACAACCAUGUCGCCGAGGCCGCAGUCGGGCGACACCGCCCACUCGUCGCCCGCGGCCGAUAUGGAGUCGUUCAAGCAAGGCGAAUCUGACGAGGAGGGACAUUCGGCCGGUGACAGGCUACGAGCGUCCCGUGCUGAUGGAUCGAGGCGGCAUGAUACCAGGCAGUCCGCAACAACACUACACGACGACGGCAAGGGCAUGGAUAUUGAUGCCGAUGACGUGUGGGAGGAGGAGCUAAUGGCACCCUCUAUGGGUUCAGAAUAUUCCAACAUGAGGAUAAUUCCAUCAUCACCAUCAUCCUUUUUGCGGCCAGGGAGCAAGUUCCGCGGCACACAGCAAUCCGAGCGACAGGUUUACGACGUCCAGGUCGAAAUCAAGCAUGUCGACCUGAGGGAGUCAUUCCUCUGCGGCUAUCUGCGUAUUCAAGGCCUCACUGAGGACCACCCCACGUUGACGACAUACUUCGAGGGCGAGAUCAUCGGCACAAAGUACGGCUUCACCACAAAUCACGAGACCUGGGGCGCCACCGAUAAGAUCGACCUCAACCACUGGGCGAAAUUUAACGCCUUCCGUCCUUUCCAGAAGCAGGCGCGUAAGGGCCCUGUGGUGAUCCGCGACGUGGCCCAGCGCGAGAACAUUUUCAUGCGCUGGAAGGAGCAUUUCCUCGUACCCGACCAUCGCGUACGCACCAUCUCUGGCGCUAGCUUCGAGGGAUUCUACUACAUUUGCUUCAACCAGGUCAAGGGUGAGGUGAGUGGAAUAUACUUCCACUCCAAGAGCGAAAAGUUUCAGCAGCUCGAGCUCAAGCACGUGGAGGACAGGGGCUGCUUCAGCGCCAUGGAAUUCAGAUAA